GCGAGCAGAGAUUGUGAGAAGUAGCUUAGCAAGUUCAAAGAGAUAAUGAGAAAAUGGCAUCGGAGCAGGAGAGAAGGGAUCCUCAGAAGAGAGAAGAGCUGGACGAGAAAGCAAGGGAGGGAGAGACUGUUGUUCCUGGCGGAACUGGUGGCAAGACCCUUGAAGCUCAAGAACACCUUGCUGAAGGGCGUCACCGUUGAGGCGAGGCUAGGAGAGAGCAGCUGGGACAUGAGGGGUACCAGGAGAUUGGCCACCGAGGAGGCGAGACUAGGAGGGAGCAGCUGGAACAUGAAGGAUACCAGGAGAUAGGGAAGAAAGGAGGCGAGGCGAGGAGGGAGCAGCUCGGAGAUGAAGGGUACCAGGAGAUGGGCCGCAAAGGAGGCGAGACCAGGAGGGAGCAGAUCGGCCGUGAAGGGUCAGACUAUCAGGAGAUGGGGAGGAAAGGAGGUCUGAGCACCAAGGACAAGUCUGGAGCUGAGCGUGCUGCGGAGGAAGAGAUCCCAAUUGACGAAUCCAAAUAUAAAACCAAGACUCCUUGAGCUUGAUGUGUGUUUCAAAGCUUAGAGGAUGCUUCUGAAGUAGGCUUUCGUUUUGUGUUUUUCCUUUCUGCGUGUGCGGUGACCAAGGGUUGUACAAAUGGUUUAACUUUUUAAGUGCUCCUGCCCUCUCAGGAGG
This is a messenger RNA of Argentina anserina (silverweed cinquefoil), 675 nucleotides long. Its product is annotated as em-like protein GEA1. NCBI's taxonomy places the organism in Eukaryota, Viridiplantae, Streptophyta, Magnoliopsida, Rosales, Rosaceae. The record is from RefSeq and is a predicted model, not a curated record.